CCCAAAUCCAGGCAUUAGUUUCUGACCAAAAUUCCCAGUUGGGGUUCCCUAUUUUGCAAAAAGAAGAUGAGUUAAAUCUUGAAAACAAUGGUUGUGUUGAGUUGGAAAAGAAAGAGGAUGAGUUAAAUCUUGAAAAUAAUGGUUGUGGUGAGUUGGAAAAGAAAGAAGAUGAGUUAAUUCUUGAAAACAAUGGUUUUGAUGAGUUGACAAUGAAAGAAAACAAGUUAAAUCUGGAAAAUAAUGGUUGUGGUGAGUUGGAAAUUAGCCCAAAAAUGCCUGAUUUUGGUAAUCUUUUGAACCCUCCAUCAAAUCUUGAAAUUUCCAGUGAAUCUGAUAACCAAAUGCAGAUACUGAUUUCUGACCAAGAUUCCCACUUGGGUAUCCCUAUUUUGCUAAAAGAAGACAACUUGGAAAAGAAAGAAGAUGAAUUGAAACUGGAAAACAAUGGUUUUGGUGAGUUGGAAAUGAAAGAGGAAGAGUUAAUUCUUGAAAGCAAUGGUUUUGAUGAGUUGAAACUGGAAAAUAAUGGAAACCUUUUGGACCCUCCAAAUCUUGAAAUUUCCAGUGAAUCUGAUAACCAAAUGCAGAUACUAAAAAAUAAUGGUUGUGGUUUGUUGGAAAAGAAAGAGGAUGAGUUAAAUCCUGGUUGUGGUGAGUUGGAAAUGAAAGAAGAAGAGCUGAAACUAAAAAAUAAUGGUUGUGGUGAGUUGGAAACGAAAGAGGAUAAGUUAAAUCUGGAAAAUAGUGGUUCUGUUGAGUUGGAAAUGAAAGAGGAUGAGUUAAAUCUGGAAAAAAAUGGUUGUUGUGAUGAGUUGGAACGGAAAAAAGACGAGUUAAAUCUGGAAAAUAAUGGUUGUUGUGGUGAGUUAGAAAUGAAAGAAGAUGAGUUAAUGCUUGAAAACAAUGAUUGUGGUGAGUUGGUAAUGAAAGAAGACGAGGUAAUUCUUGAAAACAAUGGUUGUGUUGAGUUGGAAAUGAAAGAAGACGAGUUAAUGCUUGAAAACAAUGGUUGUGUUGAGUUGGAAGCGAACGAAAACGAGUUAAAUCUUGAAAACAAUGGUUGUUGUGUUGAGUUGGAAAUGAAAGAAAACAAGUUGAAAUUGGAAAACAAUGGUUGUUGUGGUGAGUUGGAAAUGAAAGAAGACGAGUUGAAUCUUGAAAACAGUGGUUGUGUUGAGCUGGAAAUGAAAGAAGACGAGUUGAAUCUUGAAAACAGUGGUUGUGUUGAGCUGGAAAUGAAAGAAGACGAGUUAAUUCUCGAAAACAGUGGCUGUGUUGAGUUGGAAAUGAAAGAAGACGAGUUAAUUCUUGAAAACAGUGGCUGUGUUGAGUUGGAAAUGAAAGAAGACGAGUUAAUUCUUGAAAACAGUGGUUGUGUUGAGUUGGAAAUGAAAGAAGAUGAGUUAAUUCUUGAAAACAAUGGUUGUGGUGUGUUGGAAAUGAAAGAAGAUGAGUUAAUUCGUGAAAACAAUGGUUGUGUUGAGUUGGAAAUGAAAGAAGAUGAGUUAACUCGUAAAAACAAUGGUUGUGGUGAGUUGGAAAAGAAAGAAAACGAGUUGAUUCUUGAAAACAAUGGUUGUGUUGAGUUGGAAAUGAAAGAAGAUGAGUUAAUUCUUGAAAACAAUGGUUGUGCUGAGUUGGAAAUUAGGGGUUUGAGGCCGAGUAGUGGUGGGUCGGUGGCGAAAAAGAGUUUGGAUGAGUUCGUUAAGGAUUGGGUUGAAAGGAAGGUCAAUGCUGGUAUUGAUAAGCGGAAUUGUGUAUUGCCAUUCCUUAUUCAUGCCCCAAAAUCGGUUGAGUGCUCUGUUUGCCAAAGAUUAAUUUUUCCAGGCGAGGAGGUAGAAUGCUCUGUUCGAGAUUGUCCGGGAAUUUUCCACUUAGAGUGUGCAAAAGAAAUACUCGGGUCAUCUUCUCCCAAAACAUUUAAGUGCCCUCAGCAUGUAUGUUAUGUUUGUAAUAAAAAGAUACAUCUCUGGCGGUGCAUCAGAUGUCCACUAGCAUCACAUGAUAAAUGUGCAGCAUUUCCGGAGCACGUGGUUCAUUUGAAUGAUCAGCCAGGGCGAGUUAUUUGUUGGAAGCAUCCAUCAGAUUGGCGUCUGGAGAAGCAUGAAGCCCCAGCAAGUAAUUUGGAGGAGAUAUUCAAGAGUUUGCCUUUACCAUACAUGGAGGAGGAGUUCAAGAUUGACAUAAAUUGGAAAGACAUGAUUGAUAACAGAUCUGAACCACCUCCUUACGUGCAUAUCAAGAGAAAUGUCUACCUCAUUAAGAGAAAACGUGAUGACAUUAAUGCUGAUAGUGGGUGCACGAGCUGCAGAUCCACUGAAUGCUCGGACAGUUGUGUUUGCAGGGUUCAAUCCAUAAGUUGUUCGAAGGCGUGCCAUUGCUCUGAUAUGUGCUCAAACAGACCAUUUCGGAGAGAUAGAAGGAUAAAACUUGUCAAGACUGAACUUUGUGGUUGGGGGGUAGUAGCAGCUGAAUCCGUAAACAAAGGUGACUUCAUAAUUGAGUACAUUGGCGAAGUAAUUGACGAUGCCUUGUGUGAGAAAAGGCUUUGGGACAUGAAAUACAAGGGAGUGAAAAAUUUCUACAUGUGUGAACUACGGAAAGAUUUCACAAUUGAUGCAACAUUCAAGGGAAACUUGUCCCGUUUUCUCAACCAUAGCUGUGAUCCUAAUUGCAAAUUGGAAAAAUGGCAGGUAGAAGGUGAGACUCGAGUUGGUGUCUUUGCUGCUCGAUCCAUUGAAGUAGGAGAACCUCUGACCUAUGAUUACAGAUUUGUGCAGUUUGGACCGGAAGUGAAGUGCCAUUGUGGAGCUUCGAAUUGUCAAGGCUAUCUUGGCAGCAAAAAGAAAAUCACAAGUAAACUGGACAUCUGCUGGGGUUUGAAACGCAAGAGAACGUCUACUUCUUGCCUCGCGAUCAUUAAAGUGAAUUCAUGUUAGCCUAUUUUUUUUAUUCGAUCAAUUUUUGUAUAUCGCAUUUUCCACAAAAUGCAAUAAAACCAAAAGAAAGCCACUGCACAAAAAGAGAGGAAAAAGGAACAACACUAUUGCUUGUAUUAAGCAUUGUUACAUUGGCGGCAGAUACAUUGAUUCAUAAUGUCAUACGCCUUUUUUCGAGCAUAGUUAUUUCACUUCUGAAAUAUGACAGAAUCCUCACAUUGUAAAGAUUGGAUCUUUUCAUUUCAUUGCCUUUCAAUU
Lycium ferocissimum is the source of this 3197-nucleotide messenger RNA. Its product is annotated as spindle pole body component 110. The record is from RefSeq and is a predicted model, not a curated record. Gene Ontology annotation, cellular component: chromatin; nucleus. Bases 210 to 2939 code for a protein of 909 amino acids. Gene Ontology annotation, biological process: regulation of DNA-templated transcription. Gene Ontology annotation, molecular function: histone H3K36 methyltransferase activity; protein binding. The transcript has 11 exons. NCBI's taxonomy places the organism in Eukaryota, Viridiplantae, Streptophyta, Magnoliopsida, Solanales, Solanaceae.